Messenger RNA from Seminavis robusta, 2265 nucleotides. The record is from the annotation of a GenBank genome assembly. NCBI's taxonomy places the organism in Eukaryota, Bacillariophyta, Bacillariophyceae, Naviculales, Naviculaceae.
UUGGAGAGAGGAAGAAAAGAAACGUAAGUUUUUAGUUCCUGAUUAUUAAUAGUUUGAUGUGCCGACCAUGACAUCCGAUCGAUGUUUUUGGAACGACGGUCAGACACACGCUGGAGAAUGCGUGGGGCAGUACUGUGGAGACCAUGAUGGUUGGUUGGCCGAUAGUUAGUUGUAGCGCUAUGGUUGAUGAGAGGAUUACUCUUGUUGUGGCGGACUGAACUUAAUCAGAGUACGCCAGAAUACGUUCCUGACCUUUGGUUUGUCCUGCUUUGUUCCACGCAGAAACGCAACGUGAGCUUGUGUAAAAGCACGUCAAAGUAGUAACACCAAACACAACCUCCUGGUCUUGGCUCACAAGCCAUUCCAUUCCAAUCAAUCAAACAGUGGAGAAGGGAAGGAUCAACAUGCUGCAGCAGUUGGUAUAAGGGCAAGACCCCGUUGGCGUUCGAGCCAGUUACUACUGCGCUCCCUUUAACUUUUAGUCUUCCAAUUCACCCGCUGUCAUGGAAUCGACACCGGAAGAAGCUGCCGAAGGAUUGGCCAUUGUGAGAGUCUUGGCGGCGGUUCUGGAUCGACUCGUCUGUGCCAACUCUCCUCUUGCUCGCACAGAGCCAGGGCAAAUCACAAAGUUUCAUGCCCUCAAGGCUCCUGGCAUCGGCAUUCAGCAAUACUUGGAAAGGAUUCACAAGUAUGCCUCUUGUUCCAGUCAGUGCUUUAUCAUGGCACUGAUCUACAUUGACAGACUGAUUCAACGGAACGGAUUCCUGCUGACAGAAUUGAACGUCCAUCGUGUGACGGUCACUGCCAUUCUGUUGGCUGCCAAGUUCUUUGACGACGCCUACUACAACAACGCUUACUAUGCCAAAGUUGGUGGCGUCCUAGUAGCAGAGAUGAACGGAUUGGAAGUCGACUUUCUCUUCCGAAUCAACUUUAGCUUGCAUGUGUCGCCCGAGCUCUUUGAGCAAUACCGUGUGGAACUCUUGUCACACUCGGGCGUUGAUAGUCUUCCCUUGCCGCCUCCUUCUCCACAUUACGGGAUGGAACAGUGCAUGACUCCAGCGACGAUUCCGCAACAGCAGCAGCUUCAUGAUGGCAUUCACAAUCAAAGCCUACAACUACAGGCCGUUGCAGCAGCAGCAUCCAUUUGUAAUCCCGGAAUGAUGGGCUACAACACCAUACCAGCACAGCAGCAACCGCUUACCCAUAUUCCAUCGCAUGUCACUCCGUCUCCGACUCGGGGGACAGCGUUGUCAGGCGCUGCUGGUAUGGUUGCCGCCGCACCACAAGCCAAGACACCAGAGGAAGCAAUCAUGGUGGCGGUGGACCAACAGAUCAAUGCCGCUAAUCUGUCAAACAUGCUGACGCAACAGGAGUUUGCAUUUCUUCAGCGGGCCAAUUCCCUCCCACUGCAACCACAGUCAAUAAUGCCAGUGACGACGCAUCCCCAGCCUUUGAGUGCUCCGAUGAUGUCCAUGGUCCCUGGCGCCCUGAACCCUGGCUUUCCCAGUUUGGUGGAUGCGGCUGCCGUUGCGGCGGCUGUUUCCUCUGACCCCAUGGUUGUGAUGGACAAUCCACUCUAUCACGUGCAAAAUCUUCAUCAUCACCAACACCACCACGUCGCUAGCAACCAGCGCCGUGUCAUGGACGCAUCCGACCUGAUCCAUCAUGUUCAUCAUCACCCAUCACAUCGGCAUGUGCCAGGGUUUGUCUCUAGAGAGGCUUCGGUGGCGCAACGAUUCGCAGCGGGCCAGAUGGUGGCAGGGGUAUCGGGAGGGUUGUGAUAUUGAUGGAAGGAUGAAUUGCAGUUGGCAAGCUAGAAAGAGGAUUGUUGGUUGCCUUUUGUAGGCGGAAGCUUUCCUUUUGGUUUGGACGUGCUGUUGCCGUUGUCUUGUUUCCUAUCAGCUAAUGCAUAGCUAGCGCUAAGAUUAAAUGCUACUCUACCGUACCGGUACCGUCUUUGUUCUUACCAACACGAAGUUUGGUGUCGCCCAACUGCUAACCUAGCUAGUGGGGGCAGAAGCAAGGAUUUGCAAGUGGCACUGCAAAGGGGAGCUUGGACGGAGGAGAGCACUCGAAUAGUUUUAAAAUACCGGUUCGCAUUUCUAAGAAGCACCCAGCAACGGCGUCGUCCUACCGGUAGCUCGAGUGACAGACCUCUUUUUGUCUUGGCGAACCGUUCUGUCGUACGCUGUAAGCAUCAGAGCCCAGUCCUACUGGUACCGGUACCACCGGCUAGCUAGCUAUUAGUGACGAAGGCCAGCAAAC